Messenger RNA from Chlorella variabilis, 663 nucleotides. RefSeq lists its product as hypothetical. Gene Ontology annotation, molecular function: protein-folding chaperone binding; zinc ion binding. Gene Ontology annotation, biological process: protein stabilization; protein import into mitochondrial matrix; protein folding. Gene Ontology annotation, cellular component: mitochondrion. Bases 1 to 663 code for a protein of 220 amino acids. The record is from RefSeq and is a predicted model, not a curated record. The transcript is spliced from 3 exons. Lineage: Eukaryota; Viridiplantae; Chlorophyta; Trebouxiophyceae; Chlorellales; Chlorellaceae.
AUGCAAGGCCUCAGUGACGCGCUGGUUGAUGCCGGCGCGGCCAGCAGCAGCGGCAGGCAGCUGAGCCAACUGGGCCAGCGGCAGCCGUGGGCGGCCGCGGCGGUGCGGCCCGCGACCGCCUCCGCCUCCGACACCCCAGGCGCUGCAGCCCCUGGCACCUUCGAGGUAGCGCCCGGACGCAGGCUGGAGCCGCGCCUGGAGGAGGCCUCGCAGUCCAGCACCAGCAGCCGCAGCACGACCGGCGCAGAGGCCGAGGCGGCGGCGGCGGCGCUGCAUGCGCGGCCGCCACCCGGCCACACCGACUUCCAGCAGCGCCAGCUCGUGAUGCUGUUCACAUGCACUAAGUGCAACACCAGGGCUGCCAAGGCGUUCAGCAAGCAGAGCUAUGAGCAGGGGGUGGUCAUCGUGGAGUGCCCCGGCUGCCACAACAAGCACCUCAUCGCAGACAACCUGGGCUGGUUUGGGCAGAAAGGCACUGUGGAGGAGUUUGCGGCAGCACGCGGCAGCACCGUGGUGCACAGGACAGCCGACGGCACGGUGGAGCUGAGCCCGGAAGAUCUGCUGGGGCCAUCCCUGGCGGCGGCAGCAGCAGCAGCGGAGGCAGGCGGCAGCGGCACGCAAGCGGCGGCAGCAGACGCUGCGGGCACAGGAGGGACGUCUUGA